Messenger RNA from Knipowitschia caucasica, 1056 nucleotides. Lineage: Eukaryota; Metazoa; Chordata; Actinopteri; Gobiiformes; Gobiidae. The record is from the annotation of a GenBank genome assembly.
AUGGGGGCUGCAUGGAUGCUGCAUGGGGGCUACAUGGGGCUGCAUGGGUGCUGCAUGGGGCUGCAUGGAUGCUGCAUGGGGGCUACAUGGGGCUGCAUGGGUGCUGCAUGGGGGCUACAUGGGGGCUGCAUGGGUGCUGCAUGGGGCUACAUGGGGGCUGCAUGGGGGCUGCAUGGGGGCUGCAUGGGGCUACAUGGGGGCUGCAUGGGUGCUGCAUGGGGCUGCAUGGGUGCUGCAUGGGGCUACAUGGGGGCUGCAUGGGUGCUGCAUGGGGGCUACAUGGGGGCUGCAUGGGUGCUGCAUGGGGCUACAUGGGGGCUGCAUGGGGCUACAUGGGGGCUGCAUGGGGGCUACAUGGGGGCUGCAUGGGUGCUGCAUGGGGCUACAUGGGGGCUGCAUGGGGGCUGCAUGGGUGCUGCAUGGGGGCUGCAUGGGGCUACAUGGGGGCUGCAUGGGGCUACAUGGGGGCUGCAUGGGUGCUGCAUGGGGGCUACAUGGGGGCUACAUGGGGGCUGCAUGGGGGCUGCAUGGGGCUACAUGGGGGCUGCAUGGGUGCUGCAUGGGGGCUGCAUGGGUGCUGCAUGGGGCUACAUGGGGGCUGCAUGGGGCUACAUGGGGGCUGCAUGGGUGCUACAUGGGGGCUGCAUGGGUGCUGCAUGGGGCUACAUGGGGGCUGCAUGGGUGCUGCAUGGGGGCUACAUGGGGCUGCAUGGGGGCUGCAUGGGUGCUGCAUGGGGCUACAUGGGGGCUGCAUGGGUGCUGCAUGGGGGCUACAUGGGGGCUGCAUGGGUGCUGCAUGGGGCUACAUGGGGGCUGCAUGGGGGCUGCAUGGGACUACAUGGGGGCUGCAUGGGGGCUACAUGGGGGCUGCAUGGGUGCUGCAUGGGGCUACAUGGGGGCUGCAUGGGGGCUGCAUGGGGGCUACAUGGGGGCUGCAUGGGGGCUACAUGGGGCUGCAUGGAUGCUGCAUGGGGCUACAUGGGGGCUGCAUGGGGGCUGCAUGGGGCUACAUGGGGCUGCAUGGAUGCUGCAUGGGGGCUAAUAUGCUGGACAUGA